Camelina sativa (false flax) is the source of this 1179-nucleotide messenger RNA. NCBI's taxonomy places the organism in Eukaryota, Viridiplantae, Streptophyta, Magnoliopsida, Brassicales, Brassicaceae. The record is from RefSeq and is a predicted model, not a curated record.
AUGGGACAGUGCUUGUGUCUAGAAGAUAGGGUGAUCGAGCAGCCGCCGGUGAACCUUCCGUGGGAGUUGGAGGAAGAAAUACUCACACGUCUCCCACCUCACUCUCUUGUUCGAUUCAAAACCGUAUGUAAACGAUGGAACUCUCUUUUCAACGACAAGAGCUUUCUAAACAACCACUUCUCUCGCUCACGUCCUCAAUUCUUCUUCCAGACCAAUUCCAAGAUUUAUUCAGCAGACAUCAUCGAUCACAACAUCAUCGAUCCAACCAUAGAGUUGCGUGAGCUACCCGCCUCAUUUGAUAUUCCAUACGAGGAUACAAUGAAUUUCACAACCUUCACUACUUGUGAUGAGCCCUUGUUUUGUACGUAUCAGUUUUGGAAGAAUGGGACAGCGCUGUGGAAUCCGUGGCUAAGAAAGGUCCAAUGGAUCGAGUACGAACCGUACUACAAGGAUACAAUGUUCUGUAUUUCCGGCUUAGGAUACGAUAAUAGUAGACCCCAAAAGGUUUACAAGGUCUUGGGCUAUUUUUUUUGGAGACAAGGCCAAAAAGAUUACCCUUACCAGCUGAGAGUUGCCAUCUACCAAUGUACCUCUCACACGUUUACAAUUAUUGAGACACCUGACGAAGCAAAACGACCAAAUGUUUCUUUGAAUGGAAACCUGUACUGGAUUACUAGUAAUGUCGAGGGUCCUAGUGGUGAGUACUUCAUUCGAAGCUUUGAUUUCUCGACAGAGAGUUUCAAACCUUUUUGUCUCCUUCCGUGUCAGAAGAACCAUCUUUUCGAUAUGUUUAUCCUCGCAGUUUAUGAGAGAGAUCGUUUUUCCUUGUUAAAGCAAUGUCAUGAAAGAAGGAAGAUUGAUAUAUGGGUAACCAAGAAAAGUAUCGAUAUAGAGGAAGAGGAAGUAGUAUGGCUAAACUUGAUGACUUUGCCAACAAAUAACUUGCCAGCGCUGUGUUGGAUAUUUGAUCCCAUUAGUUACUUCAUCUAUGGAAAGACCCUUUUCAUGUGUUGCGGCGGCCAUCGAACUGAAGUGGCUUUUAUCUAUGUUGUAAGGGAAGAUCUUUGCAAGCAGAUUCGAAUAGGUUCUAGAUUUUUUCAGUGUUGUCACUGUGUUUAUACUCCCAAUUUUAUCUCGCUUAAUUCCAUGAUGGAGAAUUGGAGAUGUUGGAUUGGAUGA